AUGAGUCAUUAAGGAGUACUAUCAACAAAGCAAUAAGAAGCAGCCUUCUUGAAAAUACUUAAAAAGUAAUGCAACUUGAUCUGUGCAGAUUGUUCAUCAAAGUCUCCCACCUGGACGUCUUUGGAUUUCGGAGUUUUUGUAUGCUAUAAUUGUUCAGGAUAACACAGAGCCCUCGGUUAAAAUAUAACUAGAGUGAGAUCAACUAAAUUAGAUUGUUGGACUCAAGAAAACGUUGAUAUGAUGGACGCCUUGGGAAACGAUCAGAACGAGUAUUGGGAAAGCAGAUUACAAAAGAAUAAUAAGAUUUAACCUUCUGCCACUCCAGAGGAAAUCAAAUAUUUUGUUUAGGAAAAGUAUGUAAAGAGAACUUGGGUAAAGUAGGGACUAGCUGAUCCAAAAACCAGAUAUACCUAAUGUCUAAUGAGCGGAGUACCUUUUAGAGUUUCAAAAACAAACACAUUUUUUAGUGAAAAUGGGAGUCAAGGUUAACAGGUAAAAGAUGAUAUGAAGCAAUUUCUUUCUACUUAGCAAUAAGGAAUUCAAAGAAAUAAUAGGCAAUUUAGUAUAGACUCUAGAUAAACACAAAAAGAUGCUAAUCUUAUCUCACCAGAUAAGGGAACUCAAUUCGAUUGGAAUUCGUUUAAUCAUUUCUCCACUGUUUCAGGGGUGCCCAACAAUCAAUCAUAGUAAACCAACCAAUUUUCAAUAUUUCCUAAAAAGUAAUAAUUGAAUGAAGAUUAAUCUCCCACUUUUAAACCAAAAAAUAGUAACUUAAAUGAAUUUGAUUUAUUAACCCAUUCAACCUUAGCUGAUAAUUCAUAAUUCACGGCUCACAAUAAAGCUCACCAACCAGCUUUACAACAAUAAACUCAUUAACAUUUCAAUAGUCACAAUCCAUAAAGUAAUUCUGUAAAUUAAUAAUCAUGGGAGUAAGCUUAGAAACAAGCCUAAGUGCAAUAAUAAUAACCAGCGAAUUAGUAAAUGAAUUACUAGUGCCAACAAAACUAAGUAAUAAAUCCUACAAAUAAUGGUUUUGGGUCUAAUAAUUAAUAAUAGGGCUGGGGAUCAUAACCUACAUAAUAGACAUAAUAAGUAUAGUAAUAAUCACCAUUGUAGUAUAAUUAAGCAAGUAGCAAGCCUCCUCUUCCUGGAAAAUAAAAUGUUUAGACUAAUUAUUAAACAACAAAUUUUGCUUAUUAAUAAUAACCUUAAAUGUAAUAAUAAGUACCUAAUCAAAUUAAUUAUUAAACAAAUUAAUAAUAACCUUAGGUAUAGCAAUAGUAAUUUGCCAAUAAAUAGCAAUCUGGAAAUUCCUAAUAAUACUAAUAAUAUCAAAAUACUAAUCAAAAUUACUAAAAUAAUAAAUAAAAUUUCGGAUUUGACAAUUAAAAUAAUAAUGUUGCUAAUAAUAAUUAGUAAAUAUAUUAAGAUUUUAACAAUUUCUCAUUUUAAACUAAUUAAGGAAGUCAGAAUAAUAAUAAUACUAAUAAUACUAAUUUUUAUAAUAACUAAUAAUUCAAUAGUUUUGAUGCAACUAACUAAUUUUAAAAUUAAAAAUACUAAAAUAAUCCAUUUGCAAAAGAUGUGUAAGACAUAAGGAACCUUUAUAAUACUCAAUAGCCGAGCAAGUAUGAUUAAUUGAGAAACAAUCCUUUUGUUUGA
This is a messenger RNA of Paramecium tetraurelia, 1662 nucleotides long. RefSeq lists its product as uncharacterized. The transcript has 3 exons. The record is from RefSeq and is a predicted model, not a curated record. Lineage: Eukaryota; Ciliophora; Oligohymenophorea; Peniculida; Parameciidae. Gene Ontology annotation, molecular function: GTPase activator activity.